UGGCAGGGGUUAACUGGAUUUUCGUAUCAGUAGUGAACUGAUAAUGUUGUUGUCGUCCUCUCUUUACGUUUUCUUUCCUCUAGCAUCGGCCUUUGGUAUUGUGUGGGCUUUUACGAUCUUCGAGCGUGUUGAUGUUGAACUCGGACUGGAAUAUUAUGCAGAGAAGGGAGAUCCUUCUACGUUCCUUAAAAUGCCGGCUAAUGCCUUAGUGAACUUGGGCUAUUUACUGGUUGGAUUAUACUGGCUGUGGAAGAUACGUAAAGUAGAAAAGAAGUUGAAAGAUCAAGCAUUCUUCUACUACUUGUUCUCGUGGAUGUCAGUGUUUUAUGCCUUAGUUCAAUUUGGACGGAUUGUGACACAAACGCGUUUGUUCGCUGUGAUUGAUCAAUGGUUUACGCUUCCUUUCUUUGCAUGGCUUGUUUGCUGGAACGAGUUUGUGUAUCGAGGACAAUGGAAUACUGGUCGUUAUCUAUUUAUUAUGCGAAUUUCUGUCUUAAGUUACUUUGCUGUGUUAUUUCACAAUCAAGGCUUUGAAGCAGUUCUCAGUCUUCAUAUCCUUGUUGCCCUGGUUUAUUCUCUGAGGACACAGUUAAAACCCGGUCUAGGGACUGAAACAUCGCUAAUGUCAAUGAUCCUUGCGCUCAUCUGCUGCACUGGGUUUGUCUGUUUAAAACUUGCGGAUCAUCAAUUAGCGCAGUACUCUUUAUUCCAAAGUUUCACUGGCCAUUUUUGGUCUAAGGUUUGUGAUGUUGGACAAAUCCACUUUGUGGCUGACUUUUUUAAAAAUUUGCACAUGCGACCCAAGAAUGAUAAAAGAGUCUCUUAAGUUCUCAGCAAGAUAUGCUGGGAAACUCUUCAAAUGGGCCUAGUGGCUAACCCUUUUAGUAAGAUUUUUCCCAUUAGCCCAAAUGAGAAAUUUCAGUUUGGUUGCUUUGUCACAAUAGAUUUCCAGAGCACAUACAAUGUUGUGAAAGUAGCCUGUUCCUGGCAGAUUCUUUCCAACCCAUUAUUUCACUCAUCCCCACUAACCUAUUUUUAAGUUCACUCCAAACUCACUAGGUAAAUUUUCACAAGUGAUACAAACAGCUUGUACAGUGAUCAAUCACUAUCUGGGUGAUAACAGAAUACCAACACAUCCUUGUUCACAAGAGACUAGUCAAUCCAGGGGAUACCAACUUGUUUCCAGUGUUUGCACCAUCACAGAGAGGUGUUUACCUAUGGAAGC
This is a messenger RNA of Pocillopora verrucosa, 1225 nucleotides long. The record is from RefSeq and is a predicted model, not a curated record. Lineage: Eukaryota; Metazoa; Cnidaria; Anthozoa; Scleractinia; Pocilloporidae.